AUGGCCCCCGUGGAGAGCAUACAUCGGCAUUUUCCACUGUCGCUCCUAUCUCGCCAGUCCAAGAAGAGAACAAGCUGUAUUCCAGAUCCAGAAGAGCCAACAUGCCAAGAGAAGGCCCAUUAUCCUGUGUUCAACCCGCGGGAUCCUCGUCAUAACCCAGAAGCGUCAAUCUUUCCAUGGCGGCGUCAGGAGUCGUCGGCUUCUUCCCAGGAUUCUCCACCACCUCACCAAGUGAACUGGGUUCAUAAUCUCUCACAGCGCUCGCUCCACCGAGCAAGAUCUGGAUUAUUGGCAUUGAGGGCAGGUGUUCGUCGCCAUUCCACUGUAGAAGACCGGGCAGAGCCAGAGGCCGAAUUGCGAGGGUUUGUUGGCCCUGUUGCUCUCAGGCGCGAGAGACACAGACAUAUGGAUUCAUCGGGAGCAUAUACCUCGAGUACACAAGAGGAUUUGGAAUUCGGCUUCGAAAUGCAUCGAAUGAGUGACCCGCCUCCAUCCCCAAUCAACGGUACGCCUCGCGGGUCCAGUAUUCCUUCAGCAGCGAAGGCUUUGCUACAUGAAGCACCAGAAAGCUCUAGCACACACCCACCCAUCUCGCACAAUGAUAGACCAACUUUGGUCUCAAAUGGAAGCAUCUCUGAGUACGAAAAGUCGACCGUUCCUGCUCUCAAGCAUGGCCAAACCCUCUCUCGUCUCUCUGGGGAAUCGAAAGCUAAUACAGAACACCCCAAAACAGACAAUAGGUCAUCUCAUGCGAGCAACGCAUCGACAGAGCAGCAUAUAUUGGAAUCGCUGUCGAAUAUUCAGGAGCCUACUGGUCCAACGCUUGUUCGGCUCGAAAGCUCUCAAGAUAUCCACAGAGAAGACCAAGCUAGAGAAGCUUCACAACCAGGGUGUGCCAAUUCAGAUUCAGACCUUGGAGCUGAAGUGUGCCCAGAGUCAAAUGUCGAGCACCUCUUAGAUCAAGACCGACAACGGGAAUCCACUUUGUCGCCCGACGAUUCUCCAAGCAAUGAUGUGGAUCAAAUAUCACAGUCCUCUGCUGAAUGUUUGUUUGCUUUUCCGGGCAUCUACCAAGAGAUUUUGGAUCAGUGGGCAAGGGAUCGUGGAGAAGGAACACCAAACGUUGCUGCAACAGAUGAGCAGCCUGACUGUAAUGGCGUUCAAUGUGGCCAGUCCUGCGAUCUACCUCCCUAUCAAAAGUUCGAAGAUGGCACACGCGAGGAGCAAUAUGUCGAUACAGAAAACCUGGAUUCCCCCGGUCUUCCCCAUACUAACCAAAACAAUUCGUUGGCUCUAGAAGAGUCACAGUUGACGAUGGCCCAUAAAUUCCCUGCUUCUGGGGCGUAUUCUGAAUAUCUAGACGAAGGGUCAGCCGGCUCUGAAAGAUCGAGCACAUAUGAGCCCAUACUGGAAACUGCCCAUUCCUCAGGAGCAUAUAUACCUUUAUUGCCUGAUCACCAGAGUCAGAAUCAGAGUACUGGUUAUGGCACGUUUUCAUAUGUCCCCCGGGAUUCUUUGGCUCAGCAUCAUCCUUUUGCAUCUCAAGAGCUCGGGGAUUUCACGUACCGAAGGAAUGAGUGCGGGUACUCUCUGUAUUCAGCAGAGAACUCCACCUCACCGGAGUAUACAUCGACGGAAAUUACCUCAAGAACGUCAACAUCGAGUAACCCAUGGUCCCCGAUUGACUCUAACUUCUAUUUCAUGAACCCAACGACUGAUCAGAACGAGUUUUUCCUUGUGGAUGGUAAGACAAGUAGCCAAUACCCUGGCUGGGGAGACCAACCGAUCAAAAUAACAACAUAUCAUACCCAGAGCGAUGGGAACAUCCAAAUCCCAAUGGCUGGGUAUGAAUCAGGUCAAGCUCAGCGUGUUCUCCUUUUACCUCAAAUCGCCGAAGGAAACUAUGUCGCCGAAAGAAACUAUGGCCAAACAGAUUUGGAAGACGAGUUUACCGACGACGAGUUUUACCCUGGAAGUUCCAUGCCACCUGCACAAUAUCAUUGA
Messenger RNA from Penicillium salamii, 2004 nucleotides. The record is from the annotation of a GenBank genome assembly. NCBI's taxonomy places the organism in Eukaryota, Fungi, Ascomycota, Eurotiomycetes, Eurotiales, Aspergillaceae.